GCCUGUAACCCUAGUUCGUCUUCAGCCCUUCUUCCUCCUCUCUAGAACAACGUACUACGCCAUGGGUUCCAAGAGGUCCGACAAUCCCAACUUCGGCGAUGGCGCCAGUCCAGGGAAGAUUUUCAUUGGGGGUCUAGCUAAGGACGCUACCUUGGAUCAAUUCACAGGCUACUUUGGGAAGUAUGGAGAGAUAACCGAUUCAGUGAUAAUGAAAGAUCGAAACACUCAACGACCCAGGGGGUUUGGGUUCAUUACCUAUGCCGAUCCAGCUGUUGUGGACGUUGUUAUUGCUGAAACUCAUGUUAUUAAUGGAAAGCAGGUUGAGAUUAAAAGGACAAUCCCUAAAGGUGCUGCUGAACCUAAAGAUAUUAAAACCAAGAAGAUUUUUGUUGGAGGCCUUCCUCCUUCAGUCACUGAAGAUGAGUUGAUGGAUUUCUUCUCAAAACAUGGUAAAGUGGUGGAACACGAAAUUAUAAAGGAUCACGUCUCUCAACGUUCCCGAGGGUUCGGAUUUGUUGUAUUUGACAGCGAAGAAGUUGUUGAUAGUGUUCUGUCUGGUGGUAAUAUGAUUGAUAUGUUUGGGACACAGGUUGAGAUCAAGAAAGCUGAACCAAAGAAACCUUCGAACCCAUCUGGUCCUGCAUAUGGUAGUUUCCCUAAGAAUCGUGGACAUGAUGAUAGUUUUGGAGCAUAUGGAAGCUCUUAUGGUGGUUUCAAUAAUGGUGGUUUUGGCCCUGCACCUUAUAGGUCAUAUGGAGGAGGACUAGGAGGUAGGUACGGUGAUUAUGGAGGGUAUGAUGGUGCUGGUGGCAACUUUGGUGGGCGUUAUGGUGAUUUUGGUGGAAAUGAUUAUAUGGGUUAUCGAGGGGAGCAAUCCCUUGCAUAUGCUGGUCGAUUUGGUUCCUACGGAGGUUUUGGUGGAGGAUAUGGAGGGAGUGGGAGUGGGAUAGGUAGUUAUGGCCGUGGAGGUGGUGGUGGUGGAGGGGGAGUUGGAGGUUAUGGGGGUUAUGGUUCAGGAUCUGGUGCUGGCUUUGAAUCUGGCCCUGGUUCUGGUUCUGGUUCAGGUUAUGGUGGACCUGGGGGUGGUGGUGGUGGUAUGUAUGGAGGUAGGGCAGGCUAUAGUGGAGGUAGUCGUUACCAUCCUUAUUCAAGAUAGAGUUGCUAAGGUUUUUAACCCUAGAAGUUGCAAUCAAUGCAUCCAGGUUUCUACUAGUUUGCAACUUCUCAGGUUCAAAGUUCUCUAGGUUCUUAAAAGCCAUUUCAUCAAGAAGGAACUGUCUAGAAGAUCUGAAGAGCCAUUAGUUUCCUUCAGUUGUUUGGAUUAGAUAUGCAGAUCUAGAUGAUCAUAUCGUCUAGUUGCAUUUCUAGCGUAUUAUUUUCCUGUCUAGUUAGUGUGUAUGUUUCUUAAGAUUUUGUAGUUAGAACUAGAAUUGGCUAUUUAUAUGUACCUUGGUGAAUUUUAGACACUAUUUGGAGACAUUCUCUUCUUCUCUUCUAAAUUUAAGUUCCUAGACUUGUUCUUGUUUUCCA
Molecule: messenger RNA, 1530 nt
Organism: Impatiens glandulifera
Lineage: Eukaryota; Viridiplantae; Streptophyta; Magnoliopsida; Ericales; Balsaminaceae
Product: heterogeneous nuclear ribonucleoprotein A3-like
Exons: 7
Coding region: 62-1156 (364 amino acids)
Biological process (GO): regulation of gene expression
Cellular component (GO): nucleoplasm
Molecular function (GO): RNA binding
Source: RefSeq, a predicted model, not a curated record